AUAGAUUUAAAUGAAGAUUUUUUUUAACACAGUAUUUACGUUUAAACAUCCACAACACCUUCAGAUAAAACUGUAAAAUGUAUUACAUAUGUAAAUAUUAAACCAUAUAAAACUCAAAACGAAAUAAACAAAGGUAAUAACCAUUCAUGAACGUAUCUGUUAAACCUUGUAUUCGAAACAUACAUGUAGGACAAUGUUGCUUUAUUUUGGUUCCUAAUAAACAUUUGAGCAGUUUGAUCGACCCAGUAGGUCUAAAUAAACUCCUCGUAGAUAAAAUUAUUAAAAUGAACUGUUUGCAGUUACAGAGAGAUAAUAACCUAGAGUCAUAUAAUUUGCAGGAACAAUAUGAGGCAAUAUUUGAAGCCUUGUUGGAGUUGUUUUCGGUACCAGAUACGUCUAUACCAAAGAAAGAGUUCUGUCAAUAUACUUCGGAUCAAGAACAGAAGAAAUUACCACAAAAUCAAAAGCUUUAUAAACUAGAAUUUCAGAGAUUAGAAACCCUGAGACCCGUGUAUCCUCCAUCAGCAUUUUCUGCUGCUACAUCAAAAGAAAAUAUAUCGAAAAAUUCGAUAAAGAAAAUAUUUCCACACAAUAGAUAUAGACCGUAUACAAUAUCAUACUCAAGAACACGUAAUGAUUACAUCAAUGCAGUAAUUAUUCCGGGAUAUACAUAUGACAGUAAGAAUUUAGUCACGCAAUGUCCUCUUGUAGAAACUGUUGUAGAUUUCUGGACAAUGGUAUAUGACCAUAACUCUCAUAUUGUUGUUUUGUUGGACCAGUUGAACGAGAAUGCUCCCUUAUGGUUAGAACGACAGGAGGUGCUAGAGUUUAAAGAUUUUACUAUUGUGAAAGACACCUCACCCAAUCCAGAGGAGCUUAAUCUUACUUUGAAUCAUAAGGAAAAAGAUCCGAUGACAAUAACUGUUUUUACAACCAGUAAAGUGAACAAUUAUGCAGUACUUCCAUCAAACAUUCUACUUGACCUGCUGAAAAAAGUAAUAGCGUGCUGGAAAAUACAAAAAGUUCCAAUUACUGUUGUGUGUAGUGAUGGUUGCAGUAAAAGCGGGGUGUUUGUUGCAUUGAAACUUAUCUUGGAAAAAAUGGAGAUAGACGAUGAAAUUGAUGUUUUCCAAGUUGUUAGAACAAUGCAAGUUAGACGCCCUGAAUUCUUCACAGCAUUUGAUCAGUAUGAAUAUUGCUACAGGUGCAUCAAAGAGUAUUUAGAAAACGACUCGGUGUAUACAAAUCUAUAAUGAUACCUGACUCAGCGCUAAUAGAAGUUUUUAUGACAAUUAAAUGGAAUAGUUAUUACAUAGUGUUAUUUGAACAUUUCAACAGUUAUGCUCAGAUAAAUCGGUCAUAAGCUAUUAACCAUAAUGAUUGUUAGAGUUUCCAUGCGUAAAUUGAUGUAUAGAAAUAAUUACCAUGACUAUAAAACAAAUAAUAGAUGUUAAUGUAUAUAGAACUAAAAUCGAUUUGUUAAAAUUUACAGUAGGUGUUAAAAUAAAAAAAAAAUGUUAAUCU
Molecule: messenger RNA, 1524 nt
Organism: Mytilus trossulus (common blue mussel)
Lineage: Eukaryota; Metazoa; Mollusca; Bivalvia; Mytilida; Mytilidae
Product: receptor-type tyrosine-protein phosphatase F-like
Exons: 8
Coding region: 147-1253 (368 amino acids)
Biological process (GO): protein dephosphorylation
Molecular function (GO): protein tyrosine phosphatase activity
Source: RefSeq, a predicted model, not a curated record